GAUAUUCAGGAGCUGCUGGCAGCCUGGGCGCAGCACCUGAAGGAAGCUCAGCGCAUCUUCCUCCGUGCUCCUCGUCACAACCGUGCAUUGCUCUUUGGCGGCAAGAACCCGCCCCUCACCUGGGGCGACCCUCGUGUCUGCCACAUCCCCCUGAGUACCCGCAGAGCCACCCUGCGAGAGGUGCUGCGAGUCCAUGCUGUGCUGGCCAGUCUGCAGGUGUAUGGGAAGGACACGCCGCUGGAGGACAUUACUGGGUCCCCCCAGAAGGGCUGGCAGAAGAGGCGGCGAAAAGCAGAGAUGGAACCCCCACAGGAAGACACACAUGCCCCUGUCUUAUCACCUCUCUCAGCCCCAGAAGAGGAAGAGGAGGAUGAGGAGGGAAGCCCUGCAGGUGAACUGGAGACCGUGGAAGUGACUCUGGGGACCUUGCACCUGCAGGAGUUUGAAGCAAUGCCCAAGCGAAACCGCAAGAAAAGGAAGAAGAGGGACAAGAAGGUGGAGAAAGGGCCCCGUGCCGAAGAGACGGGAAGCUGCGGUACCCGGUGCGGGCAGCCUGGCCUGGAGCUGGCGAUAGAGCUGCAGGGGGAGGCAGGGACUGAGCCACUCCCCUGGGGAGAUGGAGGAGAUCCUCGGACCCAGCUCCGUGACGCCCUGUUCACCGCCUGCAAAACAGGGGAUGUGGGGAUGCUGCGGCACCUCUUGAGCAUGCCAGAGAGCGGGGACCUGCUUGAGGACGAGGAGGGCACACGGCCCCUGGAUAUGCCCUGCUCCCUGCUCAGCCAGCCUGUAGAUGAGCAUGGCUGCACCCUGCUUCAUGUGGCAGCUCAGGCGGGGAAGGCCGAGGCCGUGUCCCUGCUGCUGGAGGCAGGGGUGGACCCUGCCCUCAGAGACGGGCAGGACAGGACCCCCUACUGCGUCUCUGCUGACAAACCAACGCGCAAUGCCUUCCGUAAGUUCAUGGUGGACCACCCAGACAAGUAUGACUACAGCCGUGCCAAGGUGCCGGGGCCGCUGACGCAGGAGAUGGAGGCCAGGAAGCUGGAGAAGAAGCGGGCACAGAAAGCCCAGCGGAAGCAGCGGGAGCAGGCGCAGCGGGAGGAGCGGCAGCGCUGCCGCUGCUGGCAUUGUGGAGAGUCUCUGCUGGGUCGGAUCCCUUUCCAUUAUCUCGACUUCUCCUUCUGCUCCACGGCUUGCCUGCAAACCCACCGCCGGGCACAGGCCAGCCACACGUAA
This is a messenger RNA of Merops nubicus (carmine bee-eater), 1233 nucleotides long. RefSeq names its product ankyrin repeat and zinc finger domain containing 1 (gene ANKZF1). The annotation marks the transcript as partial. Gene Ontology annotation, molecular function: protein binding. NCBI's taxonomy places the organism in Eukaryota, Metazoa, Chordata, Aves, Coraciiformes, Meropidae. The transcript is spliced from 8 exons. The record is from RefSeq and is a predicted model, not a curated record.